Messenger RNA from Adineta ricciae, 1416 nucleotides. NCBI's taxonomy places the organism in Eukaryota, Metazoa, Rotifera, Eurotatoria, Adinetida, Adinetidae. The record is from the annotation of a GenBank genome assembly.
AUGCCUCAAAAGUCAAAAAGAAGAUCUCAAUCAGCCGCAGCUAUAAAAAGUCGUUGGGCUAAGAAAAAUGUUGAUUUAUUAGAUGAUGGUUUUGUUCCGGAUAUCCCGACCGAUCUGCAUGACUCAAAUGAAAAUAAUAAAGAAAAUAAUUGUUUAAAGAACAAAAUGAGCGUUUUGGAUAUUGGAAACUUAUUUGAGGCAUUGUCGGAAGAGACUUCCAUUCGGCCGCUAUCUGUAUUAGUUUAUUUAUCAUCGGUGUAUUUCGGAAUAUCUUGGCGAGACAUUGAUUUAUUUCUAAAAGCGAUCGGUGGACUUACCGCGAAGACUUGCAACAAAUGGAGUACAGAUAUAAUCGAACAAGACUUAGAAGAAUUUCUGCAAGACAACAGAGGUGGUAAAGAUGAAGAAAGUUUUUACGACACUUAUCCGGAAUUAGAAAAUUUAGCCAAAUUAUACGUUUUGAAUGGCUGUAAAAGAAAAUCAGCAUCUUUCACUUGUUCUGAACUGGCAAGUUAUGUAGAUGAUGAAUAUUAUAAACUAACUGGAGAGGCUGGCCAUGAAAGACCUGAUGUCGUUGAUGCGCCAACAAAAUUCGUAAACAACUUUCUAACAUACCAGGAUAAAUGUUAUCGAGUUGAAGAAGGAAAAGAUCCGCGAUGGAACAUCCCAAAGAAAAGUCAAACUAUUCUGAUAUUUCAUGAUGAAUCGUGCUUCAGAAGUGGUGAAACAGCUGCUAAACGAUGGUUCUAUUCCGACGAUACUAUCUCGUUUUUCAAUAAGGGUCGAGGACGAUCGCUGAUGGUGUCAGACUUUUUGAUUGCACAUCCUGAAAAUCCUUUCUUCCAGCUUUCUCAAGACGAAUGGGCAGCAGCUGUAAAGAAACAUCCGGAAUUACUCGAAGAUGAUGCCAUUCAAUAUAUUGAACGAUCAGCUUCUGGGUCGAUUCAGGUGGGCUACGGUGGAUAUUUUGAUAAGGAUGCGAUCAUUAAUCGAUUCACUCGCUUAUUCAAAAUGUUACCGUUGAAAAAAGCUUACGCAAAUCACAAGUUUCAUGUCAUUGCCGAUAGUGCUCGCACGCAUAGUGCUAAACAAUAUUCUGUUGAAGAUUUUGGAAUGAAGCCUGGAACUCGUUGUUCAACUGAGAAAAUAUUCUACAGAGAUAAGCAUGGCAAAGCACUUACCAUUGACUGUUUUUUCACAACUGGUGUAAACAAAGGGCAAUCAAAAGGUUUACUUAACUUGGCCAAGGAGUUGGACAUUGACAUUCCACAAAAAGUAAAAUUAGAAGAGCUGAAACGCCUACUUAAUUUACAUGAAGCAUUUAAGAACGUUUCAAAAUCGGAAAUAGCUGCUAAAAUUGGUCGAAUACUAAAUACGAAACAAGCUAAAAAUGAUUUCGAUGGAAUCUCGCACUAA